Scophthalmus maximus (turbot) is the source of this 3872-nucleotide messenger RNA. RefSeq names its product centrosomal protein 126 (gene cep126). Lineage: Eukaryota; Metazoa; Chordata; Actinopteri; Pleuronectiformes; Scophthalmidae. Gene Ontology annotation, biological process: cytoplasmic microtubule organization; mitotic spindle organization; non-motile cilium assembly. The transcript has 11 exons. The coding region runs from base 284 to 3250 and encodes 988 amino acids. Gene Ontology annotation, cellular component: centrosome; midbody; ciliary base. The record is from RefSeq and is a predicted model, not a curated record.
UGGACGCACUUGUACACAGACAGACUCCGACGGAACAGCUAGACAAGUACCAGCUCAGACGUAGUGUGCAUCACUUCUUCAUUUAAACGACCAAAGAGCCUGCCACUUUGCGCGUAUUCGGUCUAAGUUGCUCUUCGCUCUGAAAAUGGGUGCACGAGUUAGCACGGAGCACGUUAGCUAAUGAAAAAAGAAAGAAAAAAAGGAGCCAACUAGCAACAGGCUAAGCUAGCAGCUAAGAGCUGUGUGUCUGCCCGGCGCCCGCAAGGACCAACGGCCUCGGAGGAUGCAAGCUCUUCAGGACAACUUCUUCUACCACUCAGACUCGAGGUUCGGAGCUGAUGGAGGCCUCGAAGCCGAGAGACGACUUUUGGUCGAGGAGCAGAAACUAUGCAAAACCCGAGCUCGCAAGUUUUCCCUGGAAACCAGGCGACGCAGGAAGGCGCUGGAGGAGCGGCGGAGGCAGUGGGACGUGCGGGAGCAGCGGCAGAGAGAGAACAUCCUACAGCAACGCAGGCAGCGCGUACAGGACGCCACAGAGCGCUUCCAGAGAGCCCAUCUACCUCCUUCUCAGAGGCGACGACGAUCUUUCAGAAGAAAUGUUCCAAAUAUUGAAGAAGCCCUCAGUCAAAUUCAAAGCUGUUACACCCGGCAGUCCACUGUCAUGUCCCCCAACUCUUACAUUAACAGAAGCUGCACUCCCUCUCCCAGGCCUCCCACUAUUUCUAAAUCAUCCCAGCACCAAGCUCUCUGUGCUGUGGAGGCCUACACCAAACUGCUGCGGGAGCAGAGCAGGACUUCCUUCAGGAACAGUCGAGAACCCCAAACCACACAGGAGAAGCAACAGAAUCAAAGUCCACAGGACGGCCAGCUGUCUGGUUGCUGUAGUUCUGAGAGCCUUUCGAGUAAGGAUAGUUUGGAGAACGAGGACCCCAACAACCACAGCACAGAUCAUCUACAGUGUUCUUAUUCCUCAGUCUUGCUUGAAUCGGAGCGCCAUCCAACCCAGAGGAAGCAAAGUGAUUUGUUUCCAACAUCAGACCUGACUUUAUCUGCAAUGCUGCUUGUUGGUGAUGACCUCAUCCAAUCCCAAAAGCAGCACAAGCCUGAACAAAAAAGGCAAGAGGGCUCUGAAGGGCCUAACAACAAGGUGCACAUUUCCAAAGCUUCUUGGGGCUUCACAUCUGAGCAGACACCUAAAACAGAGACGCGGCCUUCUCUGAACAACUGCAGUCUGUUUAAGUUUUGUGAAAUUAUCAGCGAAGAGCAAGAAGCAGCGCUGGAUUCUUCACGUCCAAAACAAGAGGCUCUGUUGGAUCUCAGGCAGUCGAGGGUCCAUGAUGACAGACCGUUAAAACAUCCUUCAGCGACAGAAAUUCUUCCGCCUGCCAAAAAUGGCAAUAGCCAAGGGAUUUUGUUUGGGGCUCCCCCAAAGCCAAAUAGUUUCUUAAAUGAUAGCAACACAGAUAAUUCCUCACAAGAAGGAACUCUUGAGCAAACAGGAAAAGACAACCACCCUCUGUCAUCGCAGAAAGAGCCCAGUGCUUCCAUUAACAACCUCAAUACGUUUUCAAACUCCGAGACGACGAAGACGGGGAAGCCCACGCUGCAACACGCGUGCUUGUCUAACAUACGGGCAGAUCCUCUUAAAUGCUUCAAGUGUCCCGAAGAGGACAAACAGAAUUUGCCUCUUUCAGUGGGGACGUUUCGUCCAGUAUGUGGAGUCAGGUUCAUUAAAGGGAUCCUUAAAAAGCAAUCCAAAUACAUGUCAGGAGAUGCUGCCUGUUUCUACGGCUCGGGGCAUUUGAUCUUUGCCAAACAAGUUGCUUUAGCGAUCAGAGAUAGUGUAGAAUUGACCAGGGCGAAGGCGAAGGACGUGGAGCGCAACAGCGCCGUCAAGAAGAAGCUGCGCUGGUUUGAUGAGGUGCACGUUGUUGGAAACAGGGACAAAGAGCAGAUGAAUGCCGAGACCUCCAAUCAUCCUCGAUCAAAGAAAAACCCGGAAGACCACCAGCCGAGUCUCUCUGUUGUCUCAGAGGGCUCCAAGCCUGGACCCAGCAUGACCUCUGGUUAUCACUUUACAAAGCAAGCGUGGGCAGAUGUUGGGGUUCAAGUCAGCUUAUGCCAGGAAUGGGCGGGCGAGGUCAAGGUGCUGCAGAGCGCCACCAGGACUGCUGGCCCCAAGGCCCCGUGGAGGGAGCGCCCUGCCGGUGUCGGAGCGGGUCCUGUUUCCUCGCGAACCAGAAAGGGCACCGUUAUGCGACCUCAAUCUGCCACCGAGGUGACUCGGAUUGCCAAAGCCCAAGGGAGGGUCAUCGCGCCCCGCCCACCCCCUCGGAUGGAGCCGGAGGAGGAAAACACGGCGCGUGUCACCAGGCCUCCAUAUGGCGUCAGCAGUCAACAAGCUGUGGCCGCGGAGCGGGCCCUGCAUAAGGACCCCGUGGGAGGCUUUUCCUCACCGUACGCCCGUCAUCUAAUCAGAACAGAUAGCGCCACUUUGUACACACCGCCCUCGUACGCAUGCCCCGUCGCAGAGGGCAACGCGAAGGGCAGGGCCAGCUCAGGUCACCAGGAAGCUCAGGGCUGCGGCCGAAGGAGAGGGACGGCGUUCAAUGAAAAGGGUCUCUGUUUAGAUUGCACUCCCACAGACGAGGAGAUCUCACAGCUCUGGCACGGGGUCCGCAGCGCCUUGGCCACCAAGGACGCACAACCCACUGUUAGCAGAGAGACAGUGGAGAGUGGGCGGGCUGUGAGGAAACCCUGCAUGGAGCAGAGCCGACAGCCUCCUGGCUCAGGGAACAGGAGGCCUCCCCAGCCCUCUAAGCCAAGAAAACAGUCCACACGGCCAAUCCGGGUGUUUUCCAACACUUACGACGUGGCCUUCACAGAUGACGGAGCGGAGAGUGCAGCCCAGUUACACCUGGCUGAAGUGUAUCCUGCGGUUCGACUGGAGGAAAGAAAUGUUGUUGCUGCCAUGGAAAUGGCCCAAACACGGGGUCCGGCAACGGCGCAGCGGCACAGCCAACAGCAGGGGCUCACCGCGCUUUCCCUGGAAGAGCAGAGAAUCCUCCUCUCCCUGGACAGGCUCAACCAGCAGCUGCACUGUGUGCGGGACCAUGCUGGGAGCGACGCUGCCACGCGAGGCCUCGCACUUAUCGCUGCACCCACUACAAAGGAGACGAAGGUCACGAACCACCACAAGCACCGCGCGGCAUCGGCCAACAGCCGCCCCCGGUACCUGAAGAAAUUCUGAGGUCCGCUGUGGUCUUCGUUCCCCUCAGUGCAUUACACCUCGAGUCAUACGCUGUGAGCGAGCACUUUAUUACCCUGUAAUGCGGUUUAGUCUCCUUUAAAACUAAAACGUGCCUACUGGAGUGUCUCUAGGAUAUAAGCCGUGAUGGACUGCGGAGAAAAAGUAAAGUUAGACAAAAUAAACAGAAUUCUUAAGUUCGUGUGCUUACAUUAAUUUUGUGUGUUUUUGUUGUAUUUUUCAUCUGCCUAGGCAAGAACAGAGUCGCAAAGAAAUGAUGUUAGCUUAUAUUAAGCAUUUUACUAUUAGGCAAUCAAAGUCUUAAGUGCCUAUGACAGUUACACUGACUUUUAUUUUUCAUUUGUUUUAUUUCACAAAUGCAGUUGGCCCUUCUUCUUGACUGCAAAAUGUGCACCGUUAAGAAAUGAUAUUUCUUUUUCCAAAGCUUUCUUACUCUGUAUUUAUUUUAUAUAUUUAAACUAUGAUGUGACGGAAUCUAUUCUGGGACCAUAUUGGCAUGCACUGAUAAAUUGUGUGUGUUUUUGGCAGUGUUAUUAUUGCCUUAGUCACUAAACUGACCACGGACUGGAAAGGGUUCAAAAUAAAGAAGUGUUGCGACAGUGAA